Trametes versicolor FP-101664 SS1 is the source of this 1698-nucleotide messenger RNA. RefSeq names its product SET domain-containing protein. Gene Ontology annotation, molecular function: protein binding. The record is from RefSeq and is a predicted model, not a curated record. Gene Ontology annotation, cellular component: nucleus. The transcript has 9 exons. NCBI's taxonomy places the organism in Eukaryota, Fungi, Basidiomycota, Agaricomycetes, Polyporales, Polyporaceae. The coding region runs from base 97 to 1596 and encodes 499 amino acids.
CACACGUCAUUACCAGCUUCGCUCGAAAUUCGCGAGUCCAGCCGACAUGGCCGCGGAAUCUACACUAACGCCGCAUUGCAAGCUGGCACCGUCGUCAUGUCGAUCGUGCCUCAUGUUAGUGUUCUCGCGACCCCUUAUUUGGACCAACACUGUUCCGCGUGCGCCGCGCCAGCCCCCGAGACGGGGUUGAAGCGUUGCCCGAAAUGCAAAGCUGUGUACUACUGCGACAAGGCGUGCCAAAAUAGGGAUUGGGUAUGGCAUAAGCACGAAUGCAGCGCGCUUCAAACAUGGGCAGCCUCUGCACCAUCCCCGGACGUCAUGAUCCCGAGCGACGCGGUGCGCUGCCUCGGGCGAAUCCUGUGGGGCUCCCAAAAAGAAGGGCCCGAUAGCACCUGGGCGAGGGAGAUCCGCAUGAUGCAGUCCAACAGGUCCACCGUUCACGCCUCUUCAGUCGAGGACCACACGUAUCUAGCGCACUCGCUCGUCCGCUAUCUCGGCGUGCGUGCCCCGGCAGAACUGCAGCCGUUCAGCCUUAGCUCAGCGGGCGAUCUCGUCGAUCUCAUCUCCCGCUUCACGACGAAUACAUUCACGCUCACGUCUGCGUCGCUGUCUCCCAUCGGUAUCUGCGUCGCGCCCACGGUGGCGUUCGCGAACCACUCGUGCAGCCCGAAUGCUGUCAUUGUGUUCCCAAGGGCGCAAGGGACGCCCGCGAGCAAGGAGCCGUCGCUCAAUCUCGUCGCACUCAGAGACAUUGCGCCGGGGAAGGAGAUUCGCAUAUCUUAUGUCGACACGACGCUGCCGAAAGAUCUCCGGCAAAAGGAACUCACAGAAGUCUACAACUUCACGUGCCAGUGCAAGCUGUGCACUAAACCGCCAGCUGUGGACCCCCGGGAAUCACUUUGGUGUCCUAAGAAGUGUGGUGGGACAUGCCCACUGCCCACCGAAGAGGACAACCUGUUUCGAUGUGCGAAGUGUGGGGCUGGCAUCACUAAUGUGGAUGCGGUGCUCGAUGCGGCACGCAUAGGGCAGCAAGCACUCGACAAAGCCACGUCAUUGCAAUCUAAAGACCCUGCCAAGGCGACGCAGCUCACUACAAACAUCAUCCCUAUCCUCAUAUCUACCGGCCUGACACCCUCGUCGCACCCCCUACUCGCCAUGACGCGACUACACCAGGAGCUCCUCAUCGCCUCACUGCCCACCUCGCUCUCCCAGGAAACUCUAGACGAAGUCAUCCGCACAGCCGCGAAAUACAGCGCGGGCCUCCAGCCCGUCCUCCCGAACGGCCACCCCAUCCGGGCCAUCGCGCUCGCGGAACUCGGCAAGCUGCUCGCGGUAGACGAGCCUGCACCCCACGAUGGCCCAGCCCAGGCCGCGACGUUCCCGCCAUCCGGGCCCUCGCGGCUGAAACUGGCGUACGAAUCGCUCGUCCGCGCACAUGAGGAGCUGCUUGUCGGGUUCGGGAAGGCGAACGGGGGCGGGCAUGUCGGGCGUGACGUGCGGGACGCGAUCGCAAGGCUCGAAAAGGAGAUUGGGGUGUGGACUGCCGGGGUCAGGAACGCGUUGGAAGAUUCGGCGCUGGCGCAGCGGGCUCAAUGAGAACGGGUGUAUCGGUACGCCCAAGUGGAAUAGGGUACGCUUUCAGAUGUGAUGCUUACCUCGCAGUGCUAUGUCCACUCAUAUUGACCACCUACAAUGAAC